GAAAGGGGAGGGAGGAAGGAGGAAGUAGGAUAGGCGGGAAGAAGAGGGAAGAUGAGGGAAGUGUUUACAGGGGGAGGAAAAGCUAACUAGCUAGUCACGACCAGCAGCCUUUUUGUUGUUUAGGGCGCUCUUCCAACCCUGUUAUUAGCAUGUGUUGCAGGGUAACAAAGCCCGGUCCAUCCGGUUGACUUUAGCCACCCUCGCCUCGUCAUUCAGCUAGCUAGGCAGACGUGCGGCGGAGCCGUGAGCGCUACAGUAUCAUAGGGAUUUAACGUAACUGUCCAUAUUUGAACACCGUUGGCGGUAACCGAGAGGAUCGUGCACCGGCAAAAACAGCACAGAUUCAUAUUUUAAUAAUUUAAUAACCAUUAAAGAUAGAAACGUAACGAUUAUUUGCGGCUAAAAGCUAACGUGUAGCGGUAACGGGGAUCUCUUUGGUGUUGUUGUAGCCAUUACAGGGGACUUUCUAUACAGCCUGGAAAUUUCGGAGUUGUUGAGCAAUAAAUUCAUACUCUUACAUCCAAGAUUCAUCCACUUAAUGUCCAUAAUUUCCCCGUUUUUCGACUGUUUUUUUCGCUAGAUCGAUGCUAAUCGCCAUUUUAGAUAUCCCAUGAUGCACCGGGCCUUUGUUGUGGUGCUACAACCAAUGACAGGCUGGCUCGUCGUCCAUGUGGGUGUGUUUCUUUGCGCAUGAAGCGUAGCUCAUAAAUAGGGGGAGAGAGACACGAGGAGACAAAGCAGUUUUGAGAAGAUAAGGUGAAACCCUGUGAAAAAUGGCAACUCAGCAAACUAUGGACGUAAAUGAGGCAUUGGCCUUAUUUUUUUUUGCUAUGGAGGAUGAAGCAGAUUCGGGAGAAGAAAGUUAUUUGACAGAUGAAGAACUGGCUUACCAAGAGGGUCUAGACCCCGCUGAAGAUGGUGAUUAUGAAGAAGAAACCACCCCACCAGCCCAAGCAAGACAAGAAACCUCCCAUUCUUCAGAAGAGGAGGGCCCUCCCACUUCUGAUGAACCAUCCCAGCAGCUCCUAGGAAGGGGACAUAGACUGAGAGGGCGGGCCACAUACAGAUCUGGCAACUUGAGGGGUCGAAAGAGACCCAGCCCUGACUCCAGAUCUAGAUCACCACAGCCAGCAGACCAAACCCUAUCAUGGAACACUGAGAGUCAGCCAGACAUCCCUCCAGUGCCCAAAAGGUUUCUCCCAGCAAGAAGGCCAGGACAUCAGCUCGACCCCACAUCCACAUACACACCACUGGACAUUUUCAAACUUUUCUUCAGUGACACUGUUGCAAUCAAUUUGUGUAACAACACAAACACAAAUGCUGCAAAAAACAUUGCCCGUGGCUGCAAAUAUUCUUGGAAACCCUUCUCUGUUGACGAAUUUUUCAAGUUUUUAGGACUCACUUUCUUUUUUGCGCUGGUGAGACUCACAAAUAUCCGGGACUACUGGAGAAAAAACACAAUUUUCAGCCAACAGUUUCCAGCCACAGUGAUGUCACGUGACAGGUAUCAGGUCAUUUCGUGGAACAUUCACAUGAGUGACCCUCAUGAAGAUGUCCACAAUGACAAAAAGAAAGGGACACCAGGUUAUGACAGGCUGUUUUGCGUGAAGCCCCUUUUAGAUGACCUCAGACAUGCAUGCAAGGCAUUUUACCACCCACGGCAGAACCUUUCUGUGGACGAGAGGAUGGUGUCAACAAAGGCCCACAUCGGCAUGACCCAAUACUUGAAGGCGAAGCCCGCCAAGUGGGGCUUCAAACUUUUUGUACUAGCAGACAGCAGCAUUGGGUACACUCUGGACUUUGCUGUAUACACAGGGAAGUCUGUGUUUGCUUCUGGUGUAGGACUGGCAUACGACUCUGUAAUGUCCCUCAUAGACAAAGCACACCUAGGCAGCGGCUACAGUCUGUAUGUAGACAACUUUUAUACAAGUCCAAAGUUAUUCAAAGAUCUCCACAGUAUGCACUUUGGAGCAUGCGGCACCUACAGGGACAACAGGAGAGGAUGCCCCCGCACGACCAAAAAUGCCAUGACGAAAAAAGAUCCAAGGGGCACAAUCAGGUGGAUCCGUGACGGCCCUCUGAUUUUUGUCAAGUGGAUGGACACUCGGGAAGUCUCUGUCUGCUCCACAAUUCACUCUGCAUACUCUGGUGAGACAGUUCAGAGAAGACUAAAAGCUGAGGAUGGAAGCUGGAGCACCAACUCUAUUCCAUGUCCGACCCCAGUCGCUGAGUACAACAAGAAUAUGGGAGGUGUUGAUCUUUCUGAUCAACUCAUUCAGUAUUAUACAGUUCACCACAAAACCAUGAAAUGGUACAGGACAUUGUUUUUUCAUUUUUUGGACAUUGCUGCGACCAACAGUUACUUGCUCCACAAGGAGGUUUGUUUAGAGAAGCAGCAACAGCCCAUGACCCACAGGGUUUUUCUGGAGGAACUCACAGCCCAGCUCUGUGGUGUCACAGUUGAUGUCCCCCCCACUCAGGAGCAGAGUGACCAUGUACCUGUGCCAACAUCUAAACAAACUGAAGCAGGCAAGAAGGCCUCAUAUGGUCGAAAGCCAUGUGUACACUGCAGAAAGACAAAGCAGAUCAGACAGGACACCCCCUGGAAAUGCAAGGCAUGUGAUGUGGCCCUCUGUGUUAUUGCUGACAGGAACUGUUUUGAGGCUUGGCAUCAGUAAAAGGCCUGAGGGCAAAAAGCCCGGACUUUUGUAAAAAUGUAAAUAGUUUUAGUUAUGUGUCAGUUAUAAUGUUCAUUUCUCUGCUCCAAAGCUCCAAAGACAUGAGCCAACUGUUUUACAGAAGAAAAAUGCUUAGCUAUCAUAGUUUUGUGUGUGGCUUCAAUAAAAUGU
Messenger RNA from Etheostoma cragini (Arkansas darter), 2849 nucleotides. RefSeq names its product piggyBac transposable element-derived protein 4-like. The transcript has 2 exons. NCBI's taxonomy places the organism in Eukaryota, Metazoa, Chordata, Actinopteri, Perciformes, Percidae. The record is from RefSeq and is a predicted model, not a curated record. Bases 774 to 2678 code for a protein of 634 amino acids.